Melitaea cinxia (Glanville fritillary) is the source of this 829-nucleotide messenger RNA. It is a transcript of the gene PIG-P, whose product is annotated as phosphatidylinositol N-acetylglucosaminyltransferase subunit P. The record is from RefSeq and is a predicted model, not a curated record. The coding region runs from base 337 to 810 and encodes 157 amino acids. NCBI's taxonomy places the organism in Eukaryota, Metazoa, Arthropoda, Insecta, Lepidoptera, Nymphalidae. The transcript has 3 exons. Gene Ontology annotation, cellular component: EKC/KEOPS complex.
AACAUUGCAUUUGUCAUCAUCAUCUUGUCAGCACCGAAAAAGAACUUGGAAUUUGGAACAAAAUGUCAAAAAUGGUAGAUCAACCGCCAAAGAAGCUUCAUAAAAAUCCCCUUAUUAAAUCAAGAACAAGCCUUAUUGAUAUCUGAAGUACUAAGCAUAGACAAAGAACUUAAAGGUAGUGGAGUAAAGAGAGAAACUAGGGUAGAAGCAGAUUGUUUAGUCGUAACGUUUGAUGGUGUUGACUACAAGAAGCUUCGAGUGUCAAUUAAUGCCCUUUUGAAAAAUAUCUUACUGAUUAUAAAAACUUACAAUUUACUGAGUUGAUUACAAAUAACAAUGCCCGAACACACUCCAGCUCCCACUCCUGCAAGAUCUUUAUAUGGCUUUUUCAUGUAUUUGUUCAGUAAAACCAUUUUGGCCAUUUAUUGUAUAUGGACUAUAAUACCGGAUUCUUAUUUACAUUAUUUGAAGAUUUAUUACUAUCCACAAAAGUACUGGUCAAUAGCAGUUCCUAUCCAAUGUUUAGUAGGAUUAACAAUGUUUGCAUUUCUUGUCUAUCCUAGUUCAAAUUUAAUGUUAACUACUAAAAUAGAUAGUUUAAGCUCUAUCCAUGAUAGUUUUAGCCAAGUUGGUAGGAGGAGAGUAGAAAAUCGCAGUACCACAAACCAUUCAUGUAUAUGUAUUAAUGAAACUAAAUGCAUGAAGCAUACUUAUUUAGCCAGUGCUAAGGAACUCAAGGAAAAUACUGUCCCAAAAUUGGAAGAUUUAGACAUAAGAUUUGUUUGUAAGAAAUUGUAUAUGUAUAAAUAAUAAUUACAAAUUGCUUAUA